GUUGGGGGCGGAGAAGCCCAGACUGGCUGGGAAAUGAUGGCUGAUGAAGACGAGGAAGUCAAGCAGAUCUUGCAGAAAUUGCAGGAACUGGUGGAUCAGCUCUAUUCGUUUCGAGAGUGCUAUUUCGAGACACAUGGUGUGGAGGAUGCUGGAAGGAAGCAACAGGAUGUGCGGGAAGAGAUGGAGAAGACCCUGCAGCAGAUGGAGGAAGUAGUGGGUCCUGCCCAGGGCAAGGCCCAGGUUCUGAUGCUGACUGGGAAGGCACUGAAUGUGACUCCUGACUAUAGCCCUAAGGCUGAGGAACUUCUGUCCAAGGCUGUGAAGCUGGAGCCCAAGCUGGUGGAAGCCUGGAACCAGCUGGGUGAGGUGUACUGGAAAAAAGGGGAUAUUGCGUCUGCCCACACCUGCUUCUCUGGAGCCCUCACCCAUUGCAAGAACAAAGUCUCCCUUCAAAACCUGUCCAUGGUGCUUCGCCAGCUGCGGACUGACACUGGAGAUGAACAUUCUCGUCAUGUAAUGGACAGUGUCCGACAGGCUAAGUUGGCCGUGCAGAUGGAUGUCCAUGAUGGCCGUUCCUGGUAUAUUCUGGGGAAUGCAUAUCUUUCUCUUUACUUCAAUACUGGCCAGAACCCUAAGAUCUCCCAGCAAGCCCUCAGUGCCUAUGCCCAAGCAGAGAAAGUUGACAGGAUGGCUUGCAGCAAUCCUGAUCUUCAUCUGAACAGGGCAACGUUACAUAAAUACGAAGAGAAUUAUGGGGAGGCCCUGGAGGGCUUCUCUCGGGCUGCAGCACUGGACCCUGCAUGGCCAGAGCCCCGGCAACGAGAGCAACAACUUCUGGAAUUCCUGAAUAGAUUAACCAGUCUCCUUGAGAGCAAGGGAAAGGUGAAGACCAAAAAGUUACAGAGCAUGCUGGGAAGCUUGCGCCCAGCCCAUCUAGGCCCUUGUGGUGAUGGGCGCUACCAGUCAGCCUCCGGGCAGAAGUUGACCCUGGAGCUCAAGCCCCUGAGUGCACUACAACCCGGUGUGAACAGUGGUGCUGUGGUCCUAGGAAAGGUGGUAUUCAGCCUCACCACAGAGGAGAAAGUCCCCUUUACAUUUGGCCUGGUAGAUUCAGAUGGACCUUGCUGUGCAGUGAUGGUGUAUAAUAUGGUACAGAGUUGGGGAGUGCUCAUUGGGGACUCCGUAGCCAUUCCUGAGCCCAAUCUUCGGCUUCACCGAAUUCAGCACAAAGGAAAAGACUAUUCCUUUUGCAGUAUUCGUGUGGAGACACCCCUCCUGCUGGUGGUGAACGGGAAGCCCCAGGGCUCCAGCAGUCAGGCCGCUGCCACAGUGGCAUCACGGCCACAGUGCGAAUGACCGUCCUUGACUUGCAUGCUGAAGAAGGAGCUGAGGCGAGAGGAUAAGCUCAAGACCGUCAGCAGCUGGGCCAGCUCCACCCAGUGACUCAGCCAGGAAGGGGGGAUGUUGUAGAUGAUGACUUUCCCUUCCCCUGCCCUGUAGGACACUUUGUGUCUCGUCUUUCUCUCCUGUUCACAUGUUCAGGUUCUCUGUGGCCACACACUUCCCUGGUGUAAUCUCUCCUGCCUCUUUCAUCGCUCUUCUGUGUUUUAGGCAGAGUAUGGAAUUGGUAGAAGUGUUGGCAUCUUGCCGUGGGACAGAGUCCCCACGGUUUUCGUUCUUGCCUCCUUCCUGAGCCUCAUGUGUAUAUAUCAUUGCAGUAUUUAUUGCUAAGGGAGGGGGCUUGAUUUUUUAAUGGCUUGUUUUUUUUGCAACUUUUAUUUUAUUUUUAAACAUUAGGUCCUUCCCCUUCUUUGGGGCUGGAACAGAAUUAAAUUUGUUUGGAGAAAAAAUACUGUAUAGUUUGGCUUCAUUCUCUUCAAGCUUAGAUUUUGGUUUUAGUAUCACUUCAAUCCAUUAUUGUAAUCCCCCCCCCCAACCGUUCUUUUCUUUACACUAAAUAGUUCAUUUCUCUUCCAGUUAAAAGAUUUCUGGCAACAGGUAUCCCAAGGCAGGAAUGGCAACUCCACAAAAAGUCACUGGGAAGCAGCUUCGCAACCAUUUUCCCAUUCUGUCAUCCUUGGGGGUGGCUCUCGUGGUGCAAGAUGGCAGCAAUAUUAUUCGAAUAGUGUUAUUAGGCUGAAAGACCAGAGAGUGCCAGAUACUCAGUUUCUUUAGAUUCUAGUGAUACAUUUUGUAAUAGUUUCUCUUAAUACCCUUGAGGAAAAAUGGGAAAAUGUGAAGGAGGAUUAAUAGCCAACUGAUGGCUGUAACCAGAGACUACAUUAAUGGAUACAGAUAAAUUUGGAAGACUUCUGGUGAUCUGGCUCAGGUCUUUGUACUUGUCCGGUCCUUUUGAACUUCAUCAGUGACUUGAAUAUCAUUGGUGGCUCAUUCAUUCUAUGAAGAAUCUAAAGGAUAGAGGAAUCCUCAGAGAAUGAGUAAUAAAAUCAGCAUCUAUCUAUCUAAGAAUGUUAUAAGGGCUGAAUCUAAGAUAAAAGUUUGAAGUCCAUUCUUUUGGUCUGAAGAGGCCAACUUUCCAGGUGUAUCUUUAGCAUUAUGUAUGAAAAAUUAUCGAGAAUUUUUUUAAAGUAUAUUUUUGUUUUGAGAGAGCGCAUGUCUGUGCG
This is a messenger RNA of Leopardus geoffroyi (Geoffroy's cat), 2624 nucleotides long. RefSeq names its product tetratricopeptide repeat domain 5 (gene TTC5). Gene Ontology annotation, molecular function: protein binding. The coding region runs from base 34 to 1356 and encodes 440 amino acids. The record is from RefSeq and is a predicted model, not a curated record. The transcript has 10 exons. Lineage: Eukaryota; Metazoa; Chordata; Mammalia; Carnivora; Felidae.